Messenger RNA from Suillus fuscotomentosus, 1527 nucleotides. RefSeq names its product PLC-like phosphodiesterase. The transcript has 11 exons. Gene Ontology annotation, molecular function: phosphoric diester hydrolase activity. The record is from RefSeq and is a predicted model, not a curated record. NCBI's taxonomy places the organism in Eukaryota, Fungi, Basidiomycota, Agaricomycetes, Boletales, Suillaceae. Gene Ontology annotation, biological process: lipid metabolic process. Bases 379 to 1482 code for a protein of 367 amino acids.
ACCACCGGAACAAUACUUUGAUACCGCAGUCUACUUGCAUUCAAUGGGCCGACGCACGUUACUGUGAGUCGCGGAAUGGCGCGUGCUACUCUAGUAACGAAACUGCAAAAGCAGCAGUGAAUGAUAGCCGGCAGGCCAGUGCCUUGCCUUGCCAGGAAGUGAACGUUGCAGCUGGCAGUGCCACCUGUUCAAAUCGCUGGCAGCUGGAAAACAUCGGGAUCUUUUACUUGAACGUUCGUCUCGACACUGGUCGUUUUGAACGCCUAUCGAUAACCGGUGUUUUGCCGAAUGCCGUGGUGGGCAAUUCGAGAGAAAGGAGAGAUCUUAUAUGAAUCAUGGACUGGCUGAGGUGGAAAAACAGAUCCAUCUCCCUUCAUCAUGUGCAUUAUACUUGUCUAUGCCCUCGUAUUCACAGAGAUUUCUCUGGUUUACGCAUCACCAUCGCAGGGUCCAUUUCGAACUGUGUCUAACAAUCAUCAGUUCUACGAUAUCCAGGCUCAUCGCGGAGGAAGAGGAAAUGUUGUCGAGAGCACUCUACCGAGCUUUGCAUGGGGCCUCAUCGACGGCGCCACCACACUCGAACUAGACAAUGGCAUCACUCAGGAUGGUGAAGUCGUUGUAUGGCAUGACGAGAAUAUAUUACCAGAAAAAUGCUUUGACACUGCACCGGUGGUCCCAGAUGAUCCCGCAUAUCCUUAUGUCGGAAAGUUCAUAUCAAAUCUGACGUUGGCUCAGAUAAAGACCCUCGAUUGUGGAUCAAAGCGUCAAACGAAUUAUCCUCAACAGCUUGCAUAUCCUGGAGCACGGAUACCCACAUUACGGGAAGUUUUCGACUUCGUGUCAUGCGCAGAUCUGUCCCACCAGAUCCUUUGGAACAUCGAGUCAAAAAUUAACGCUCGAUACACAAAUCAGACUGCCGGCGUGGAUGAUUUUGUCCAGAAGCAACAUGAGAUAUUUAUAUCUAGCCCAUACUACCAAUCUAUCACGUAUCAAAGUUUUGACUGGCGAACUCUGGUAUCCAUGAAGACAUUGGAUGAUAAACUUAUAACUUCUGCUCUUAUCGAUGAGGACACUGCUUUUACGCCGCGUGGCUCAACUUCCCCGUGGCUGGCCGGCCUACGCCUUGAAUCAUUUCCCGGACCAUCACUGUCCGAGCAGAUAGCACAAGCCGCCCAUGCUAUACAAGCGGAUAUUUUAUCUCCUACUGGAACAUUCCUCAUUCCCUCUUCAUCCCAUGAGGGAUUCUCUCACUUCACAACUCCUGAAAUGAUUAGCGAAGCUCACAGGUUCGGCAUGAAAGUUGUACCCUGGACUGUGAAUGGCUUAGACCGUGCCGAAGAGCUCUUCAAGGAUGGUGCAGAUGGAAUUAUUACGGAUUACCCAAAUGUUGUUAGGCGGUGGGCCAAACAACAAGGACUUCGGGUGGCGCCUAAAUAUCCCAGACAACGUGUCUUCUCCUGCUUAUACCAGCACAUGCGUUAGUGUUCUUGAUGCGAUGCACUGAAGGAUAUAUUUUCCCCAUUCGUG